UCGUGGUUAGACGUCCAAAUAUCGGACCAAGUUUGCACGUCGUGGAAAUGUCCAGAACUGCUCAUGGACCGACGGACGCAGUAUAGACACGAUCUGCACGUCCAUCAGACGUCUAAUGUUUAGUGGGUUGGUCAGUGAAAAAAGAAACUUUAAAUUAGCAGGUUUUUAAAUGAAGAUCAACAAACGAAAGAGGACUUUGGCAACAGACGGAGCAGAUGUCCAGCAGAGGGGAGAUGGUCCUGAUGAGCGGCCUGGAUCCAAACCCUGCAGCGUCGACCUGUGGUAAACCUCAGGUGUUUGACUUUUCUCCACCUCCACAGCAGCAGUACCUGAAUCUGACCAGCUGGGGGCGGAGCAACACGACACACACUCAGACCGCGGCUGCUUCCAUCCAUCCUCUCAUCCCUCUCCUCCUCUACAGUGACAGACACUUCCCUCCAUCCUCCCCAUACAACCAGCCAAUCAGCGCAUCCGCUGCCCGACAGGCCGACGCCCACUCCAGGACACAACCCCAUUACCACGGUAACAGUGUCAGCAGACAGGUGGUGAAGAAGCCUCUGAACGCCUUCAUGCUCUACAUGAAGGAGAUGAGACACAAAGUGCUGCAGGAAGGACGAGAGAGAGAGAGCGCCGCCAUCAACCGCAUCCUGGGACGCAGGUGGCACGCUCUGUCCCACUCUGAACAGUCCAAAUAUUACGAUCUGGCUCAGAAGGAGAGACUGCUCCACAUGCAGCUUUAUCCUGGAUGGUCGGCCAGAGAUAACUACGGUAAAAGGAAGAGGAAGCGGAGCCAGCAGUCGGUGGGAAGCUGCCCCAGGUCGGAUUGAAAGGAAAGAAACAAGUCCAGCUAGA
Messenger RNA from Toxotes jaculatrix (banded archerfish), 852 nucleotides. RefSeq names its product transcription factor 7-like. Bases 216 to 827 code for a protein of 203 amino acids. Gene Ontology annotation, biological process: canonical Wnt signaling pathway; regulation of transcription by RNA polymerase II. The record is from RefSeq and is a predicted model, not a curated record. NCBI's taxonomy places the organism in Eukaryota, Metazoa, Chordata, Actinopteri, Toxotidae. Gene Ontology annotation, molecular function: DNA-binding transcription factor activity, RNA polymerase II-specific; RNA polymerase II cis-regulatory region sequence-specific DNA binding. The transcript has 8 exons. Gene Ontology annotation, cellular component: beta-catenin-TCF complex.